AUGGCGACAUCUGAAUGGAUUCAGUUUUUCAAGGAAGCCGGGAUCCCCCCAGGCCCUGCUGUCAACUACGCCGUCAUGUUUGUGGAUAACAGGAUCCGGAAGAACAUGUUGAUGGAUCUGAACAAGGAGAUCAUGAAUGAGCUGGGCAUCACGGUGAUUGGAGACAUCAUCGCCAUCCUCAAACACGCCAAAAUCGUGUACCGGCAGGAGAUGUGCAAGGCGGCCACCGAAUCCCUCUGCCCCAGCUCCCCCAACGUUCCAGCCGAGCUGCACCGCAACACCAGCAGCGCCGCCAGCCGGAUGAUCGCCAACAGCUUGAGCAGAGACUCUCCUCCCGCCGCCCCGCUCCGACAGCGGCCCCACGCCUCCAAAAUCUCCGUUACCGUCUCCAACAAACUGGCCCGCCAAGGCAGUCACGACGCGGCAGACAAAAAUCCAACGAUCCCAGUAAAACGCCGCCGCGUGACGGCAGAAAUGGAAGGGAAAUACAUCAUCAACAUGCCCAAGGGCACCACGCCGAGGACGAAGAAAAUCCUGGAGCAACAAGCAGCCAAAGGUCUGCAGAGGACAUCCGUCUUCGACCGGCUGGGAUCGGAGGCAAAAGCCGACACAACCACGGGAGGGAAGCCCACGGGGGUCUUCAGUAGACUGGGUGACACCUUGGGGACCGAUGGGGACAAAGCCACCGAUAGCGAUGACGACUGCUCUGUCCUCCAGUACGCCGGCGUCCUAAAAAAACUCACCAAACCCCCCCGAAAGGAAAGCACCGAGCCGGGAGGGACCGUCAAGGUGAAAGCCACCAGUUCGGAAGCAAAACCCGUCACCGCUGCCACCAUCCAGCGGCUCGGUCACAGGAACACCGCCGGUGUCCGUACGGCGGCAAAACCGCCACCAGCAGCAUCCAAAAUCGGUGUCGUCGGUAUCGCCGCAGCACCGGUGGAAGCGCAGGACGGCGACGUCACCAGCACGAAGGAUAAAAACGUCCAAAAUCGGUGUCGUCGGUAUCGCCGCGGCGCCGGUGGAAGCGCAGGACGGUGA
Pterocles gutturalis (yellow-throated sandgrouse) is the source of this 1038-nucleotide messenger RNA. RefSeq names its product chromosome unknown open reading frame, human C19orf47. The record is from RefSeq and is a predicted model, not a curated record. The transcript is spliced from 8 exons. Gene Ontology annotation, cellular component: nucleus. The coding region runs from base 1 to 1038 and encodes 345 amino acids. NCBI's taxonomy places the organism in Eukaryota, Metazoa, Chordata, Aves, Pterocliformes, Pteroclidae.